AUGGACGCCAUCAGGAGAUGGAUCGAGUCCGUCGACAAUGCCGUCGCUGCUACGGCCUUCGGUCAUUAUUUUCGCCUUGAAGGUUCUACUCACCCGAAAGCUCGAACGGGUGCCCGAUUCCUAAAUGAAAUCCGUGCCGGAAUUACCAUUUUCUUCACCAUGGCAUAUAUUAUCUCCGUAAAUGCUACGAUUAUCACACAAUCUGGAGGUACUUGCGAAUGCGAAAACCGUCGAGAGGACCCUUUUUGCGAAAAAUCUGAUGACUACAAACAAUGCCUUAUCGUCCUUCAACGCGACUUGAUCACUGCUACUGCUGCCAUCUCUGCCCUUUCGAGUUUUGCAAUGGGUCUUUUUGCCAACUUGCCAAUUGCCCUGGCUCCUGGUAUGGGCAUAAAUGCCUACUUCACUUACCAAGUCGUCGGCUUCCAUGGAACUGGUCCCGUUAGCUAUCGCAUGGCCAUGACUGCAGUCUUCAUCGAAGGAUUGAUUUUCGUUGCCCUUUCUAUCUUCGGUCUCCGUCAAUGGCUUGCUCGAGUUAUUCCAAACUCGAUCAAAAUCGCCUGCGGUGCUGGUAUCGGUCUAUACCUCUGCUUCAUCGGUCUUAGCAACUCUGCUGGUAUCGGUGCUAUCAAUGGUGCCCAAAAUACCCCAGUUGAAUUGGGUGGCUGCCUCGAGGAGUUCCGGAAUGACUUUGGGGAAUGUACCAGUCACAAACUCGGCAACCCCACCAUGUGGAUUGGUUUCAUGCUAGGUUGUCUUCUCACCGCUCUUUUGAUGAUGUAUAAAGUCAAGAGUGCUAUGAUUAUUGGCAUUCUUCUCGUCUCGAUCUUUUCUUGGCCACGGGGCACAAACUUCACCUUCUUCCCACAUGACGAAGCUGGUCUUGGUGAUCUGAAAUUCGACUUCUUCAAGAAAGUCGUUACUUUCCACCCAAUCCAAACUAUUCUUGUGCCUCAAGACUGGAACCUUUCUGGUGCUGGCGGCCAAUUUGCCUUAGCUUUGUUCACUUUCCUCUACGUUGAUAUCCUCGAUGUUACCGGUACUCUCUACUCCAUGGUUCGCUUCUGCGGUGUCGUCGACCCAGAAACCGGCGAUUUCGAACGUCAAACUAUCGCAUAUACUACAGAUGCCACCAUGAUUACCAUCGGUUCCCUUUUCGGAACUUCUCCAGUCACCGCUUUCAUCGAAUCUGGCGCCGGUAUCGCCCAGGGUGCAAAGACCGGUCUCGCUUCCAUGUCUGCUGGUAUCUGCUUCUUCAUUGCUAUUUUCUUUGCUCCAAUUUUCGCCAGUAUCCCACCAUGGGCUACCGGAGGCGCUCUCAUGCUCGUCGGCUGUAUGAUGAUGAAAGCUGUCAUGGGCAUCAACUGGAACUACGCUGGUGAUGCCAUCCCUGCCUUCGCUACCCUCAUCUUCAUGCCAUUCUCCUACUCUAUUGCCUACGGUCUUAUCGCCGGUAUCCUUUGCUACACUGUCCUCAACGGCUCCGCUUUCAUUAUCAAGCUUGCCACCGGAAUUUCACCUGCUGAUGAAGACCUUAAGGAGUACUGGACCUACAAGCUUCCAGAAAACGCUGCGACACCAUGGUUCAUCCGAGCUCUUCGCGGGGAGAGGAGAUUCUGGGUGACGCCUGGCAAGGAUCAAAUCAUGGAGCUCAACUCUGUCGCUUCUGGAAAGGGCGAUUACGAAGGCCGCGAUAGCGGACAUCGAUCACAGCCAAGCCAAUAG
Messenger RNA from Orbilia oligospora ATCC 24927, 1725 nucleotides. RefSeq lists its product as uncharacterized. NCBI's taxonomy places the organism in Eukaryota, Fungi, Ascomycota, Orbiliomycetes, Orbiliales, Orbiliaceae. Bases 1 to 1725 code for a protein of 574 amino acids. The record is from RefSeq and is a predicted model, not a curated record. Gene Ontology annotation, cellular component: plasma membrane. Gene Ontology annotation, biological process: transmembrane transport. Gene Ontology annotation, molecular function: purine nucleobase transmembrane transporter activity. The transcript has 5 exons.